This is a messenger RNA of Etheostoma spectabile (orangethroat darter), 1588 nucleotides long. It is a transcript of the gene tmem150c, whose product is annotated as transmembrane protein 150C. The record is from RefSeq and is a predicted model, not a curated record. NCBI's taxonomy places the organism in Eukaryota, Metazoa, Chordata, Actinopteri, Perciformes, Percidae. Gene Ontology annotation, cellular component: plasma membrane. The transcript is spliced from 8 exons. Bases 608 to 1354 code for a protein of 248 amino acids.
UCUACUCAUACCUGCUGUAAAACACAACGACGACAUUGCUACACGUUUACCAGCAAUGAAAGAGCUGCUGCGACAUGUAUUAUCGACUAUAUCUGCAAGAUAAUGUAGAUGAGAAGUUUGUGUAACGUUAUUUACAGCCUACAAACAUAAACCCGAACCCCGGAGCGGGGAGAGACACCUUCAGGGCGGACAGGUAACCCCGGAGCGGGGAGAGACACCGUCAGGGCGGACAGGUAACCCCGGAGCGGGGAGAGACACUCAGGGCGGACAGGUAACCCCGGAGCGGGGAGAGACACCGUCAGGGCGGACAGGUAACCCGGAGCGGGGAGGGACACCGUCAGGGCGGACAGGUAACCCCGGAGCGGGGAGAGAGACAUCCGGUUCGGACAGGUAACCCCGGAGCGGGAGAGAGACUCAGGGCGGACAGGUAACCCCGGAGCGGGGGAGAGGGGGACACCGCAGGGCGGACAGGUAACCCCGGAGCGGGGAGAGACACCGUCAGUGCGGACAGGUAACCCCGGAGCGGGGAGAGACACCGUCAGGGCGGACAGGUAACCCCGGAGCGGGGAGAGACACCGUCAGGGCGGACAGACUGACUGGUGUCGCGAUGUGGCGCAGCAGCCCGUGGGCCCUCCUCCCUCCGGUCUACUCUGGGCUCACUGCUGCUGGGCUGUGGCUGGUAUACUUUGUAGCUGUAAAGGAUGAGAAGAUCGCACCCCUGGGUUCAACAUACAGGAGAAGAAAUGGAUCGUUUUAUCCUCCCUACAUUAGUGUUGCAGGCAACUUCUCACCAGCCAGCUGCGUCUUCAGCGAGGUCAUGAACUUGUCUGCGUUUGUGGGGUUCCUAAUCGCUGUCCUCCGAUACCUUCAGCUGAAACACAGGACACCCCAUCAGUGGCUGAACGUCGGCAGUCUGGUGGCUUUCUCCAUCGGCUGCUUCGGGAUGACGCUUGUUGGAAACUUCCAGCUAUUUACUGAGGAGAUGAUCCACAACUUGGGCACGUUGAUGACGUUUGGGCUGGGAACGCUGUACUGCUGGGUGCAGUCCUACAUCACCCUGAGAGUGGAUCUGAAGAAGGAAGGGAGGAAGGCCGGGAUCGUCCGCUUCCUGUUGUCUGGAUCCAUCACCGUCUGCAUGAUUCUCUACUUCUCCCUGAUGGGGCGGCGCCUCCACAUGCAGGCAGCUCAGUGCCAGUGGGCGCUGGUCAUGUUCUUCAUCGCCUUCAUCGGCACUUUUGCCAUCGAGUUUCGCCACAACCGCUUCGGCAUCGUGUGCACAGACAGCUGUGGGCGUCCGGCGAGCCGGUCCGAGGCGCUCUCCGAAGCAUCCAGGUACCAGCCGGACCAAACCUAGGGACGGCUCACGUUUAAAGAGCUUCAGGUGGCGCAGGGAUCAGCAACUUUAAGAUGCAUUCAUUCCAUCUUUUUUUACUCUACUCACAUUAGUUUUCCCAACACUUUUUUUUAAACAUUACAAACGUCUGUAUGUUUAUUUUUGGGGUAUUGUAUGAAUGUAUAGAUGUUAUAAAUCAAAAUGCAAGUUUGCACAGUACACAAUCAGUAUCCGUAAAAAUCCAGCAACGUUGUU